Molecule: messenger RNA, 936 nt
Organism: Daphnia carinata
Lineage: Eukaryota; Metazoa; Arthropoda; Branchiopoda; Diplostraca; Daphniidae
Product: protein ZNRD2-like
Exons: 3
Coding region: 255-881 (208 amino acids)
Source: RefSeq, a predicted model, not a curated record
ACGUAUUGCAUCGUACCAGGAUGUGCAAGGACGAACAGACAGAUUGAUAGAAAACACACAUUAACGAAUAAGUCCCAUAAAACUACGUGAAAGCACAUGCCGCCUUGUUUUCUUUUUUUUUCAAAACGUUUCUAUAAUUGUCACUGACCCGUCUGUACAUUUUCCGGCUCGCUCGUUGUAACAGAUUUCUUUUUCCGGUAACGUCACCAGACACGUUGUGCAACUGUCUAAAAACUCAAAUAGAAAAGUAGAAAAUGGCCGGCUAUUCCGAAAAGGAUAUCGAUACCGAAGAAGACUGGAUACCACCAACGGAAGCGGAAUUAAAAGUAAUCCAGGCCAGAAGAGAUCGAUCUGAUCGUAUUUCAAAAAUCAUGGGGAGUUACCUGCUUAAAGGCUAUAAAAUGUUGGCUUCAGAAUGCCCAACGUGCGGUACAAUUGAAUUACAAGACAAAAAGAGCAAGAUCUACUGUGUUGCCUGUGAGGAAAUUGAUACUGAAAUUCAAAAGGACAACCCAGCUUUAAGUGAAAAAGCAGCAUCUAGUCAAAGGGCUGAAUAUCAAUUCAUAUCAGAAAGGAGCCAACCUGAAAGAAGAAUUGAACCAUCCGUUGUGACUUUGCAAACUCCUGUCUCUACAAAUUUGCAGCAGUCUAUAUUGAUAAAUGAUGUUUCUACAAAGUCUCAGUACAAAGCAACAGGCCUGACAAGCACAAUGGAUGUUGAAGAGGAAUGUCUAAGGUGCCAGGAAGUUAUUCAAAAAAAAAUUACUUGGGCCAGAUUUGCACUGGAAAGUGAGCAUGACCCUAAUAUGGUCAGUUCAUACAUGAAAGUCAUUACAAAUGGUGUGGAAGCUAUUAAUGUUUUGAGAAAGUUUUCUCCCUAGGUAUAGUCUUUUUCUCUCGUCCUUUCCUUGUUUGAAUACACAAAAUUGCAUCAUU